AUUCAACAUGGAAUAUAAAAGCACCCAGAUCCCUCUGUAGUGUAGCUAGCAUUUCAAAUCAAUUCUCACUUCCGUCUAGACCUCUCUUUUCCCCUUACCACAUAAUUGCACAGAAACCAUGUAUCUCCGCGCAAUCCACGCAGAAACAUCGAUCAAAGCUCUCUUUGAGCUGAUCCAAAAGAACCCUCUUGGUGUACUCACCACUGCCAUUCCGUCCACCACACAACACUUUUUACAGUCUAGCCAUAUCCCAUGGGUACUGGACAUUAUUUCAGAUGAUCCCGAUGCGCCAGUGAAAGGCCGACUGCGCGGUCAUAUGGCCCGCCAAAACCCCCACAGCAAGACUUUCAUCGAAGCUCUGAACGACGCGGGCUUACCCUCCGCUUCGCCGUUACAGCAAGAAGUUCAAGUUCUCUUCACGGCCAAUCCGCACCACUAUGUGACCCCCAAAUUCUACACCGAGACUAAGCCUGCCACGGCAAAGGUGGUCCCCACCUGGAACUACGCCGCUGUCCAGGUUUAUGGCCAGGCCAAGAUCUACCACGACAGUUCUGCUCCUGAGACCUCCGAAUAUCUCCAGAAGCAGAUUCAAGAUCUCUCCGAGCUUUGCGAAACAUCCGUCAUGGGCUACACUGGAGAGGGAGGCCGACCGGAUUCUUGGAAGGUGGCUGAGGCCCCUGAGCGAUAUAUUGACAUCAUGAAAAAGAAUAUCAUUGGUAUUGAGAUCACCAUUGAGGAUAUUGGUGGUAAAUUCAAGAUGAGCCAGGAAUCGACCAAGGGAGACCGGGAGGGUGUGAUUCAGGGAUUUGAGAACCUUGGAACAGAGCUUGGUCGGGACGUGGCGGCACUAGUUCGCGAGAGGGGGGAGAUGAAGGAUGCAGCCAAGAAAUAAACCCCUAUCAUGUUGUUUAGAGAACUAGAACAAUACCCUUAGAAUAGUUGUUAUGAAGAGCACGUUUCAGUGAUACUGGUACUUCAAUGAAAGGAGUGGUCGAUAGACCCCGAUGUGAGAUAAAUUGAAGCUUAUCAAAAGCGAUAUGGUAGGUGUGACAUUGCAUUUGGCUGUCAUGUCAUGCUCAAACAAAAGC
Molecule: messenger RNA, 1088 nt
Organism: Aspergillus caelatus
Lineage: Eukaryota; Fungi; Ascomycota; Eurotiomycetes; Eurotiales; Aspergillaceae
Product: FMN-binding negative transcriptional regulator
Exons: 1
Coding region: 119-892 (257 amino acids)
Source: RefSeq, a predicted model, not a curated record